AUGGCUUCUAUGUGGCUGAUUUUCAAACCUAAAUCUACUUUUUGGUACUUCUCAUCCAUCAUUGCAUCCAUGCCACUGAAGCAGAUCAGUACUGGUAUCCUCUUACUGGUCAUGUUCAACCAGUUCUUUGUGGCACAGUUGUUGAUUGUCUUUUUCUUUUAAGGGCCAUUUCUUAAAGCAAUGCAAAUGUUUUGGUUGUCAAGCAUGCGAAACAAUGUUUUGUGCAGAUAAUUUUAAAGCGAUCAACUAGCUCUUCGGGCCUUGAAGGCCUUGGGCGAUUGGCAUUAUGAACCAGCAUUUGAGAUAUUUUACGCUGAUGCCGAUAAAUUUAAUGAAAAUGUUGAGGAGCUCUAUAAAAAAUACAAAGAUCCAGAUGUUGAUUUAAUGUUGGCCGACGGUAUCACUCAGCUCUGCACUGACAUUGAGGUGGAUCCUCAAGAUAUUGUUAUGCUGGUUUGUUCAUGGCACAUGAAGGCUGCCACCAUGUGUGAAUUUACCAAAGAGGAGUUCUCUGCUGGAUGUAAAGCUCUUGGGAUAGAUUCAACAGAGAGGUUCCGUGAGAGGCUAGAAUUUAUGCGUUCCGAGCUUAAAGAUGAAAAAAAGUUUCGUGAGAUCUACAACUUUGCUUUUGGUUGGGCAAAAGAGAAGGGUCAGAAGACUUUGGCACUGAGUACGGCAUUAGGGAUGUGGCAAUUGCUCUUUGCGGAAAAGGAUUGGCCGUAUAUGGAUGAAUGGUGUGAAUUUAUACAGGAGAAGUAUGGUAAAUCAAUUUCUGAAGACCUCUGGUCACAACUACUGGAAUUUUCAUCGACGAUAGAACCUUCACUAUCGAACUAUGAUGCUGCAGGUGCUUGGCCAUUCCUUAUCGAUGAUUUUGUUGAGUUCUUGAAUGAGAACGAGAUACCUCAAAAAAAGUCGGCUGGGAAUGGAGUACCUCAAAAGGAGGGGGCCGAAACUCCGAAAGAGGAGGCUGAAUGAUCGAGCCAGAAAUAGUGAUGGAUAGCUGAAGUUUUGGUAUAUGUUCAUUUACUUUCUUAGUACUACUGAGUUGUUUGUGACAUGAUUAAACUCUGUUUUAUCUUCAGAUGUAAAAUUGACAAUUCAAUGAAAAGAAAAAACUUGGAUUGAAUUAUAUAUAUAAAACUCCAGUGCUCUGAUUGACACUCUC
Cornus florida is the source of this 1168-nucleotide messenger RNA. RefSeq lists its product as uncharacterized. Gene Ontology annotation, biological process: protein neddylation; positive regulation of ubiquitin-protein transferase activity. Bases 385 to 978 code for a protein of 197 amino acids. The transcript is spliced from 10 exons. Gene Ontology annotation, cellular component: ubiquitin ligase complex. NCBI's taxonomy places the organism in Eukaryota, Viridiplantae, Streptophyta, Magnoliopsida, Cornales, Cornaceae. The record is from RefSeq and is a predicted model, not a curated record. Gene Ontology annotation, molecular function: cullin family protein binding; ubiquitin conjugating enzyme binding; ubiquitin-like protein binding.